Mercurialis annua (annual mercury) is the source of this 2837-nucleotide messenger RNA. RefSeq lists its product as uncharacterized. Gene Ontology annotation, molecular function: aspartic-type endopeptidase activity. The transcript has a single exon. Gene Ontology annotation, biological process: proteolysis. Lineage: Eukaryota; Viridiplantae; Streptophyta; Magnoliopsida; Malpighiales; Euphorbiaceae. The annotation marks the transcript as partial. The record is from RefSeq and is a predicted model, not a curated record.
UGUUACGGACCGUGAAAAUCCUCGCACCGAAACGAGGUUAUAUUCCGGAGUUCUCUAGAAUUCUCUUGAAUUCUCUUCGUAAGUCUCUUCACAAGACUCUCCGGAAUAAUCUAGAAAGCAUUCCCCAAGUCUCUUAUGGAAUUCCUUAGAAUUCCCUCCUUAAGUCUAAGAGUUUGCUAGAACUCUCUAGACUUGUGUAGAUGUGCAUACUUAGUUCUAUCUUUGUAUAGAAUUGUAUAGAAUAUUCUAGAUGUAGAAUAUGGACCAUUAGAUCAAGUAGAUCUUAGCCGUUCAUUGAGGAGGUGGAGGAGUAUAUAUAACCUCACUCUCUCAUUUGUAAAGUAUCCAAGAGUUGUGUAAUCAAGCUUUCAUAAAGUAAUACAAGCUUUCAUACGUUCUAGCCAUCUUACGAUCUUUACUUCCACUUAAGUGUCUUUAAACACUUCGAGAGAGGCUGACUAGUAACUUGUUCGAGAAAAGUUCACUAGUGCCGCACGGAUCUUUGGUUAGAAAAUCCAAGCCCGUGACAGUUGGUAUCAGAGCUUAGCUAACACUUUAGUUUUGCUCGUUGGAAGAUGGCACAAUCGGGAAGUGAAAUGAUUCACACGGAGGAUCCAGCGACACAAUCGAAGAGGGGGAGGUCCAAGUCGAGGGAUGUUAUGGCGGACAUGAAUUCGAGGCUCGCAAAGGUAGAACUUGCGGUUGCCGAUGGGCAAGAUAGGUUCGAGGAGGCGGACCAACGCAUCGAGGAGCUCGAGAAGGGAACUUGUACCAUCAACACAUGGGACGAGUUCAAGAGGGAGCUUAAGAGGCAAUUCUAUCCAGAGAAUGCCGAGGAGGAGGCGAGAGCAAAGCUAAGGCGUCUCCAACAAAAGGGAAGCAUUCGCGACUAUGUGAAAGAAUUUUCGGAGGUACUUUUGGAGAUCCCCGACUAUCCCGACAAGGAAGCCUUGUUUGCCUUUAAGGAUGGUCUACAAAAUUGGGUCAAGAUGGAGCUUCAACGACAUGGAGUCCAAGAUCUCGCUACCGCUAUUUCUAUUGCCGAGUCGCUUAUCGAGUUCAAAAGGCCGGAAAAACCCAAGUCUAACAAAGACAAGGGAGGCAAUGGAAAGAGUGGGGGAGAUACCCAAGGAAAGCCGAGCUAUCAUAAGUCUAACAAGUUCGAGAGAGGGAAUAGCUCCAAAGAGUACAAGGGCGGAGAUAGGCCGAUGAAAUGCUUCUUUUGCGAUGGACCACACAAAGCAAGAGACUGCCCGAAGAAAGCGAAGCUCUCGGCCUUAGUGGAAGAAGACGAGGAGCGGCAACGAGAGGAGACCAAGAUGGGGUCAUUGCAAAUCCUUAACGCCAUCAAGGCUAAAGUGGAAGUGCCCAAGACCGAGAAGAAGGGUCGUUUGUUCGUGGAGGCCAAAAUCGGUGGACAACUUGUGAAAGCGUUGGUGGAUACCGGGGCGUCGAACAACUUUCUUCAAGUAGAAGAAGCGAAGAAAUUGGGCAUCACCUAUAGCGGAGAGGGAGGAUGGCUUAAGGCGGUCAACUCGGAGCCAAAAUCGAUAUAUGGAGUUGCUCGAGGCGUGAAAGUUUGCCUAGGUGAGUGGUCGGGCCUUAUUGAUUUUUCAGUUGUUCCUAUGGACGAUUAUCCUAUUGUGCUUGGCAUCGAGUUCAUGGAUCACGUCAAAGCCGUGCCGAUUCCUUUCGCCAACACCAUGUGUAUUUUGGAGGAAGGAAAUACGUGCAUGGUUCCUCUAGCGAGAGAAACAAGCCUUAAGGCGAAGCAACUCUCGGCCAUGCAACUCUCCAAGGGAGUGAAGAAGGCCCAACCGACUUUCCUAGCUACGCUUAAGGAAGAAAGAGCGGAACCGCUAGCGAAGGAGCAACCCAUGAAAGUCUUGCGUGUCCUCGAGGAGUUCAAGGACGUGAUGCCCCCGGAGUUGCCGAAGAAACUCCCGCCAAAGAGAGAGGUGGACCAUAAGAUCGAAUUGGUGCAAGGUGCCACCCCGCCUGCGACAGUGCCUUACCGCAUGGCGCCCCCCGAGUUAGAAGAGUUGCGGAGGCAACUUAAGGAGUUGUUGGAUGCGGGAUAUAUCCAACCUUCGAAGGCUCCAUAUGGUGCGCCCGUGCUUUUCCAAAAGAAGCACGAUGGGUCGCUUCGAAUGUGCAUAGACUACCGUGCACUUAACAAGAUCACGGUGAAGAACAAAUACCCCAUCCCAUUGAUUGCCGAUUUAUUUGAUCAACUUGGAGAUGCGAGGUGGUUUUCCAAGCUUGAUUUGAGAUCGGGGUAUUGGCAAGUAAGGAUUGCGGACGGAGAUGCGCCGAAGACCACAUGCGUUACGAGGUAUGGCUCCUACGAGUUUUUGGUUAUGCCUUUUGGACUAACAAACGCUCCCGCCACAUUUUGCACCCUCAUGAAUCGAGUAUUCCAACCGUUCUUGGACAAGUUUGUCGUCGUAUACUUGGACGAUAUUGUUGUCUAUAGCAACACGUUGGAGGAGCAUGUUGACCACUUACGACAAGUUUUCCAAGUGCUAAGGGAAAACGAGUUGUACGUGAAGAAGGAGAAGUGCGACUUCGCGCAAAAGGAGGUCAUGUUCUUGGGGCACAUUGUUGGUGGAGGAAAGCUAAGAAUGGACAAGUCCAAGGUGCAAGCAAUCGAUGAGUGGAAGCCACCAAGGAAGGUUCCGGAGUUGCGUUCUUUCCUUGGCCUCGUCAACUACUACCGAAAGUUCAUAAAGGGUUACUCCGCAAUCGCUUCACCGCUUACCGAUCUUUUAAAGAAGAACAAGGCAUGGAGUUGGGACGAGAAGUGCCAAGGCGCAUUCGAGACGCUAAAGAGAGCG